AUAAAACGGAGAGAGCUUCGGAUCUGCAAAAGGUCGUGACGGAGCCUGCAGUCUGUUUGUGUAACAGGAUCACCUAGAGCUCCACAUUCGCUGAAACUCUCUUCUUCUUCUUCUUCUUCUUCUUCUUCUCUCUGGUUCAUCAAUGGCUCCAUUCUCUUCCUCCGCUGAUUCAUGUCCAAUGGUAAAGAACAUUCUUCUGCUAGACUCUGAAGGGAAGCGUGUGGCUGUCAAGUAUUACUCAGAUGAUUGGACGACUAAUGCUGCUAAGCUGGCCUUUGAAAAGCAUGUGUUCUCGAAGACCUCUAAGACCAAUGCUCGUACAGAAGCUGAGAUCUCACUGUUGGACAAUAAUAUCGUCGUCUACAAGUUCGCCCAGGACCUACACUUCUUUGUAACUGGGGGUGAAAACGAAAAUGAGCUCAUCUUAUCUUCUGUUCUUCAGGGAUUUUUUGAUGCUGUUGCACUUCUUUUGAGAAACAAUGUGGACAAGAUGGAAGCACUUGAGAAUUUGGAUCUCAUCUUUUUGUGCCUUGAUGAGAUGAUUGAUCAGGGGAUGGUUCUCGAGACAGACCCCAAUGUCAUUGCGGGAAAGGUGGCAAUGCAAAGCACCGAAGCUGGCGGGUCACUGUCCGAACAGACGUUAACUCAAGCACUUGCGACGGCACGCGAGCACUUGGCCAGAAGCCUUCUCACAUGAUUUUUCCUCUGGGAAAUGUGCUUCAUCAGCCUUUUGUUGGAAAGAAUCCUUUGGUAUUUGGUAUUACUGGAUUUGGAUCUCCUCCAUAUGUUAGGGUUGUUCUCUCCACUUCUAAGCUUUUUGUUUGAUCUGUUUGUUAUUCAUGUCCUGUCUUUAUAGAUAAAAACCUCUGACUCCCCCGUCUUAGAUUUUUUAACGAAUUGAAUCAUAACCAGAAACCACAUGAUGGAAACUUUAUAUAUA
This is a messenger RNA of Tarenaya hassleriana, 940 nucleotides long. Its product is annotated as coatomer subunit zeta-2. Gene Ontology annotation, biological process: intra-Golgi vesicle-mediated transport; intracellular protein transport; retrograde vesicle-mediated transport, Golgi to endoplasmic reticulum. The transcript has 7 exons. Bases 143 to 697 code for a protein of 184 amino acids. Gene Ontology annotation, cellular component: COPI vesicle coat. NCBI's taxonomy places the organism in Eukaryota, Viridiplantae, Streptophyta, Magnoliopsida, Brassicales, Cleomaceae. The record is from RefSeq and is a predicted model, not a curated record.